Messenger RNA from Cajanus cajan (pigeon pea), 2103 nucleotides. RefSeq names its product DNA polymerase epsilon subunit B2 (gene DPB2). The record is from RefSeq and is a predicted model, not a curated record. Gene Ontology annotation, cellular component: epsilon DNA polymerase complex. Gene Ontology annotation, biological process: DNA-templated DNA replication; error-prone translesion synthesis. NCBI's taxonomy places the organism in Eukaryota, Viridiplantae, Streptophyta, Magnoliopsida, Fabales, Fabaceae. Gene Ontology annotation, molecular function: DNA binding.
UCAACAAGUUUUGGUUUCCUGUACUUUACCGCUGUCUCUUCUAAACAGAGAAUUUUCCCGCCCUAAACCUAAACUCAUUGUACGCUAUUUUUACACGGAAACUCAGCAGGAGAGGAUAGCGAUUAGCGAGCGAAGAUGAACACUGCUACUGCCACCAGAAGAAAGAUUCAGAAAAAAUGUAGGAUCCGAGGCCACACCCUCACAGUCGACGCUCUCGACGAGAUCCUCAGCUUUGCCGCUAACUUUCCAGGCUCCGAUGAAGACGAAGCCAUCGAUCUCCUCCUCGACCAGAUUGAAUAUUCCUUGAAAUCCACCAUAAUCGAGAAGGAGAUGGUGGUCCGUGUGGCGACUCUGUUAUUGGAAGAAGACGCAACGCCGGAGGAAGCUGCUUCUGUCAUUCGCUUCAUUGACGCGUUUGUUAUUCCCAAGUAUAAAUACCAUGUCGUCAGAAAACAAUUCUACCAGUAUACAGGCAGCUUACCUAUUCAUGGAGAAGCAUCAGCAAAAGCGGCUCUGUACAGGGAUAGGUUUCUGUUGUUGUCCCAGAGGCUCUCUCGUGACCAGCAUUUUUCAAAGCCUGCUUUUGAAUCUGAAUUUUCACAUUUUGGGAGCUGUGAGAUAUCUCCUAUUCAAUCUCUGGUUGGACAACCAGGUAGAAGAUGGGUAAUGGGAGUUAUAUCUCAGCUGGAGGAUGGUCAUUACUAUCUGGAAGACCUUACGGCUGCUGUUAAAAUCAGCUUGUCCAACGCAAAGAUAACUACAGGACUCUUUACAGAGAACACUAUUGUUGUGGUCGAAGGGGAGAUGCUUGUGGAGGGUAUUUUUCAGGUGUUAACAUGUGGAUUUCCUCCAUUGGAGGAUAGAGAUAAGUCACUUAAACUAUUUGCAGGCCAUGACUAUUUUGGUUGUGGUACUUUUACCAAAGAGGAAACUAUCAGAUUGGCAGAGAUGGAGAAAAGGGCAAUCAAUGACAGGUUGGUUGUACUCUCUGAUAUUUGGCUAGACAAUGAACAGGCUUUGAGAAAGCUAGAGACUGUUUUGGAUGGUUUUGAAAGUGUGGAAGUGGUCCCUUCCUUAUUUGUUUUCAUGGGAAACUUCUCUUCUCGACCAUGUAACCUCGCAUUUCAUUCUUAUUCGAGCCUCAGAAUGCAGUUUGGUAAGCUGGGGGAAAUGAUUGCCGCCCAUCCACGGCUAACAGCGCACAGUAAAUUCCUGUUUAUUCCAGGUCCUGAUGAUGCAGUUCCGUCAACAGUUCUUCCUAUGUGUGCUCUACCGAAAUAUUUAACUGAGGAGCUCCGAAAGCACGUUCCCAAUGCCAUAUUUUAUAGUAACCCCUGCAGGAUCAAAUUCUAUACCCAAGAAAUUGUAUUUUUUCGCCAGGAUUUGCUGUAUAGAAUGCGUCGCUCUUGUUUGAUGCCUCCUUCUACAGAAGAAACUGAUGAUCAUUUUCAGCAUCUUGUUGCUACCAUAACACAUCAGAGUCAUCUGUGUCCACUCCCUCUAACUGUACAACCCAUCAUCUGGAAUUAUGAUCAUUGUCUUCAUCUUUAUCCAACACCACACACGAUAGUGUUGGGUGACAAAAGUCAGCAGAAGGCAUUCAAGUACACCGGAAUCACUUGUUUUAAUACAGGUUCCUUCGCAAUUGACAGCACAUUUGUGGCAUACCGUCCUUCCUCUCAAGAAGUUGAAUUGUCAGCCUUGUAGUUUCUGUUGAUCUGUCAUUUUUUUAAUUAAUUAAUUUAUUUAUCAAAAUUAAUGAAAAAUUCUGAGCAUUCUACUUGAAUCUUUCACUACUAGACAUGCUCUAGUGGUUCAUCUUCUAAUCGUGAACAUCUCAGACUUAGCUAUUACACCAUCGGAUAUAUGCCCAUAAAUGGAGUUGGAAUUGAUGCUUUUUCUUCUGGAGAAGAUUGAAACUACUGGCAUAAUUGUAUUGUAUCAUAGAUUCCCUUGUUAACCAGGGAAAAUUGUUGUAUAGCAGGUAUUUGCCAAUCUGGUUGAAGUUUACUUUUUAUUUAAAUAGACAAUAUCUGUUAAUGGAUACUACAGAAUGUGUUUAUCAAAUAGAGACUAAAUAUCAACAGAGGAUUUCAUGAUUUA